AUGACGAUCAAUCCAGAUCAAAACGACAAUGACGAUCUUCAACAUCAAUCGAACCACAACGACGACGAUGAUCAAGUUGAAUCGGACGAAACCGAGCACGACGAACUACUAGACGAACAAGCUGUGCACGUCCUACAUCGACCCGACUCAUCGCCCGUCCCUACGAGUUGUCCGGAGAUCGACGAGCUGGAAGACGCCUCGCAGGCGAUCGAGCUUUCCUCUGACCGUGCUUCUCCAGCGGUCAGCCAAUCAGCAGAGCGAGAGGACCACCACCCGGAGGAGACGCUAACAAUGCCGAUGGGUUAUGGACUUCGAUCUAAACACCGUGCGUUAUCGGCAGCACCGGAGGCGACUGUUGCGUCUCAACCGACAAGAUCCUCAGACCACGCUGUACCUCCACAGAAACCCUCUCACAUCGCCGUCAAAUCAAACCGAUCUGCAGCACGAGCCCUUCCCACAUCUCCGAUCAGAGCCGCAGUUUCGACUUCUACCCGAAGGCAAACAAGGGACGAAUCGCAACUGCCUCGCUCCGCAGCCGAUACAUCUCCGCUUGCUACGAAGCAGAAACGAACAUCGUUCGUCAAAUCAGAAUCAAGAGUGUCACAGAUAUGCCUGGAUCCAUUCGGGAGGGCGACAAAGUCGAAGCGCAAGUCGUUGGACUCUGCUGUUGACCCAUCGAUUCGGAAGGCGGCGUCGAGAGGAAGGCCGCGAAAGGUCAAGGAAGAGAGGAUCGAUGCAAUGACAAGGCCUGCAGCGGUAGCAGAGUCGUCGACUGGAACUCGUCGUCGAAGAAGAGAAGAUGAAGAGGAGAGGAUGGCGAGGACAGCAAAGGCGCGAGCGGCGCUGGCUGAGAAGGUGAGGGUGAAGAAAGAGAAGCAGGAGAGCAAGACGUUGAGAAUGGUGCAGGAGGAGCGGGGUAGGGAAGAGGGGGGGAGGAGAGGACGAGAGAGGGGCAGGUUUGCAGAGGGCAGCGAGUGA
Molecule: messenger RNA, 978 nt
Organism: Pseudozyma hubeiensis SY62
Lineage: Eukaryota; Fungi; Basidiomycota; Ustilaginomycetes; Ustilaginales; Ustilaginaceae
Exons: 1
Coding region: 1-978 (325 amino acids)
Source: RefSeq, a predicted model, not a curated record